Messenger RNA from Exophiala oligosperma, 1817 nucleotides. RefSeq lists its product as uncharacterized. Gene Ontology annotation, molecular function: tubulin binding. The transcript has a single exon. Lineage: Eukaryota; Fungi; Ascomycota; Eurotiomycetes; Chaetothyriales; Herpotrichiellaceae. Gene Ontology annotation, cellular component: cytoplasm; prefoldin complex. The record is from RefSeq and is a predicted model, not a curated record. Gene Ontology annotation, biological process: tubulin complex assembly; protein folding; microtubule-based process. The coding region runs from base 344 to 1018 and encodes 224 amino acids.
UCUUGCUACACACUCACCGAGGGAAAGACUACCUGGUUUGAGUCGUUCACCCCGAAUUCUGAAAGCCUCCUCAUUCUGCAGAUCAAUCAGGCAGCCUCUGAUUUUGUUUUGAUUGGUUGCCCGAUUCCUGACGAGCCUAACCAAGUACCAUUGCAAGGCCACGAGAUAUUCGUCUACACAAACAUUCGAAAAUCGAUAAGCCACCUCAUAUUUCGAGCUCACCGUUUGGGAGAAGAACAAGACAAAAAAGAAAGAAGAGAGCGGAACGAGAUACAAGCAUAGAAACAAGAACAGUACACAAAAGACACGAGCGAGGAACAAGGACCAAGAAAAAAGAAGAAGAAUGGAAACCACGACGACGACGACGAACCCUCGAGGUAUCCCCUCUUUCCCGUUCAUGACAAACGUCAACGAUUAUGUCAAAAGUUUGGAGGAUGUCGAGUCCACGCUCACGAGGUUCCAAGAGAUGGUGUCAAAGUACACCUUUAUGCAACAAAACGUCGAACGUAGAGCUGCGGGAUUGAAGGAGAAAUUACCCGAGAUGAAGCGUACAUUGGAAGUCGUCAGAUUCUUGAAGAAGAAACGUGGUGCUACUACUACUGCUACUACCACGACGGCCGAAGAGGACCUGGACGAGUUGGACCUGGACGGUGACGGCCACGGAAGGGGCGACAAGGUCGAAACCACCUUUUCCUUGCAGGAUACCCUGUACGCCAAAGCCACGAUCGAACCGUCCAAGGUCGACGAGGUUUAUCUCUGGUUGGGGGCCAACGUCAUGGUGGCCUACCCCCUGGACGAGGCGGAAGGGUUGUUGGCCGGCAAACUCGAAAAGGCCAAGGAGUCGUUGGUGGCCGCCGAGGAGGACCUGGAGUUCCUGCGCGUGCAAAUCACCACCCUCGAGGUCGCCAUCGCCAGGGUCCACAAUUGGGACGUGGGGGAGAAGAGGAAGUUGCGCGGCCGAGGGAAGUUGUCGGGUGGCGACGAAGACGAAACCGACAAGGACAAGGACGAGGAUUGAGAGGUGGGUUCCGAUCUGACACGAACAACCUCCUCUUCGAACCUCGACGGCGAUCGAACCCUCGCUCACUCGGUCGGUCGGCCAAAAAGUACGAGUGUGGACGAAGCCGUCACUUUUGCCCCCCUCCCUGACAAUCGUCGACAGAGACGACAGACACGUUUCUCUUUCCCGAUGUCCCGAAACUCGGACAGAAGAGUAUUCUUGACGGGCCAACUCGGUCCUUGCCCUCGCCCUCUCUCUCCCCUGUCAGGUCGCCCAAGACACACAAAGGAGAAAAAAAUUGCAAAAAAUGCCGCAAGGCCUGAGAAAAUGGGGAACGGAACCCAAAAGAAUUCGGUCGAGGAUGAAUCUGGUGAUGACAUUGCCCCUCGACAACCUUUGCACAAAACGGUCCAACAGUUCAUGAGAAAGACCUCGAAUUGUGUCAACUUACACCCAUUGCAAACCCAAUGAGAGAACAACAGACGAUGACUGCGGUCCAUGAAGUUUUCAAACACAUGGCUAGAUCAGUGUCGAAAACGCAGCAUCAGGGAGGGACAUGGUAUUCUGACCAGUACGACUACAAGUGACCGGCCUACUAGGGGGGUCUUUCUCCUAGUGAUGAGGUUCAAUUCCCAUGUUGGUAGAGCGUGGCCUCUGUUCCUCCAUGGCUCGAAAUCACGUAUUUGGAUUCAUCGGUAGAAUUAUGAGCACGAUUUAUUCGAGUAGGUAAUCAUGCGCUGCCUAUCUUCUGCAUGCUCCUUCAUUAACACAUAUCAUCAUCCACGUUCCACGUUCCACGUUCCACGCCCCAUCCUCG